Messenger RNA from Drosophila ananassae, 1430 nucleotides. RefSeq lists its product as uncharacterized. Bases 85 to 1407 code for a protein of 440 amino acids. The transcript has 6 exons. The record is from RefSeq and is a predicted model, not a curated record. NCBI's taxonomy places the organism in Eukaryota, Metazoa, Arthropoda, Insecta, Diptera, Drosophilidae.
AUGGAAGUGUCAUCCCUAUUUAGCCGGCUGAAUUGUUUACAUUUUGUUUUUCUUAAUUUGUGAUCUGCAUUUUUGAAAUCUAUCAUGACCUGUGAUACCACCGAGGCUUUGGCAGCCCACAUGUGUGAGCUGGUCCAGUUUUAUAUGCUGCCUGAGCUUAAAGAAGAUCUGGACAACGUGCAGUUGGGGGCGUCACAAUUUGAGAGUUAUCAUUCCCUGCUAAUUCAGGAUUUGCCAAAGCUCUAUGACAUGGUCCAGGAAUUUCUUAAGAAAUCUGAUGAUACGGGUCACGAGGAGUUAAGAAUAAAGCUGCUCCUACUGCUUUGUGAAUUAACUGCAGCUCCCACAGUGUAUCAACUUACGGAUGGAAAACUUUUAAAAAACGCCAACGACCUAGCUGAGAAGCUAUCCCAAAAUUGGUGGGUGUCCACGGACUCACAAAUUCUUAAAUAUUAUGAGAGCAAACUGCACAAGGAUAGCUGGAAGCGACAACUGGGCGCAGUGCACGGCUUCGCCCGAUACCUGGAGUUGAGAUACUCAGAAAAGCUUAAAAUGCCCAUCCAAAUGCUAACAUUCGCUCUGUCUGUGGGUUUGAAUGUGCGCGAAUGCUAUGAUCCUGCCUACAAACAGCUUGCAGUGAAGAUCUUCAUAGUGAUGCUUAAAUAUAGUGAUGUCAGUAAUAUUCAAGAGCUUAAUAUUCAAAGCGUGAUCUAUGAGCAUGCUCUGAAGGAUGCUUACAACAUGGAGUCCAUCGAAGCUAUGGGUUCAGUUUGGAAUUGCUUGUACCUGUGCCUGGAUCAUUUCAAAGAAUUGGAUGCGUUUACGUGGAACCAGUGCGAUGACAUGCUAGAACGGCUCAUCCGCAACGUGACCAUGGCCUCCAGCCCGAAAACCUCCAUUUGUAUGCUGAAGUAUAUCAUCCGACUGGGUUACUAUUUCACCAUCAACCGCACCGAUGUCGAAGAAGCUCUUACCGCGAACCUUGCUGAUCCAAUUGAAUUGGCAGCCAGUCGGGAUGUGUGUCUGUCACUGAGCGCAAGCACCAGCUAUCGUUGGGCCAAGGCCAUUCUUGCAAUGUUUGUCCUGGAGUCUGAGAAACUUCUACAGAGCCCCGAAGUUUGCGUAGAGCUCCUGCAACAAAUUCUUAGGUGCUACUUGGUUUGCAUCCUACCAAUUCCCGUAGAAGCUCUGCGUUAUCAUUUACCCGAAUUUUAUAGUAAAUUUGUGGCUGUUUUGAUGGAAUGUCUGACGAUUCAUGAAAGAACACCUCCUGUUUUAAAGUUCGUGGAAAGGUUUAUAGAAACAUUUAUCUAUCAACUGGCCAAUUGCUCGACGCAGAAACUUCCUAGUGAUUUACAAAAGUUUAUGGAUGAUUUGAAAACUUUACAAAACAAAAUUACAGAGUAGAUUAGAUGUUAUAUAUAUUUUAU